Messenger RNA from Malurus melanocephalus (red-backed fairy wren), 2418 nucleotides. It is a transcript of the gene FGF22, whose product is annotated as fibroblast growth factor 22. The transcript is spliced from 3 exons. Lineage: Eukaryota; Metazoa; Chordata; Aves; Passeriformes; Maluridae. Gene Ontology annotation, molecular function: fibroblast growth factor receptor binding; growth factor activity. The record is from RefSeq and is a predicted model, not a curated record. Gene Ontology annotation, biological process: cell differentiation; positive regulation of gene expression; fibroblast growth factor receptor signaling pathway. Gene Ontology annotation, cellular component: cytoplasm. The coding region runs from base 30 to 593 and encodes 187 amino acids.
GCCGUGGCCAUGGCCCAUCGCCCGCCGCCAUGAGGCGCGGGGGCCCCGCCGCCAUCGCCGCCUGCCUCGCCGGGGCGCUCGCCGUGCUGGCAGGACCGGGGCCGGGGCCGGGCAGUGCCACCGGGACCGGCCGGCGGCCCCCCCGCAGCUACGGGCACCUGGAGGGCGACGUGCGCUGGCGGCGGCUCUUCUCCGCCACCCGCUUCUUCCUGCGCAUCGACGGCGGCGGCGGCGUGGAGGGGACGCGCUGGAGGGAGCGGCCGGGCAGCAUCGUCGAGAUCCGGUCAGUGCGUGUCGGCGUCGUGGCCAUCCGRGCGGUGCACACCGGCUUCUACCUGGCCAUGAACAAGCGGGGGAGGCUCUACGGAAGGAGUUCAGCCCCAACUGCAAGUUCACGGAGCGCAUCGAAGAGAACGGCUACAACACCUACGCGUCACUGCACUGGCGGCACCGCGGCCGCCCCAUGUUCCUCUCGCUCAAUAGCAAGGGCAGGCCACAGCGAGGGGGCARGACACGCCGGCAGCACCUCUCCACACACUUCCUCCCCAUCCUCGUCAGCUGAACGCCACGGGCAGAUCCAGACGGUCCUGUAGGAAAAAAUAACCACAAAACAAAAAAAAAAAAAAGGGUUCUUUUAUUUAUGUACAUAUCUAUUUUUUGCUAUUUAUUGUUUUAUUUUUAAUGCAUGGCAGAGGAUGGAUGUGGAAGGCAGAUGCUCCAGACUCAGCUGCGCAGGGCUGGGGCUCUCCCACAGUUCUCCCGGUGCAGAGCCAGGGAGCGUGGCCAGAGCAGGGGCCAGGAUCUGCUAAUGGCAUCUCUGCAGGGCUGGGAUGUAGCAGCAGGUUGUCUGUGUCCCAGCACCCGUGGCAAUUAAAGCUGUGUUCAUGGCAUGGAACAGGAGCAGGUGUUGGAGCUUUGAUGGUGAACUUGGCUCGGGAUGGGAGGGAUUGGCUCCCCUGUGGUUGUGGCUGCAGCCACCAGUGUCAUCCCUGCUGCCAUUGGCRAGGAGCCCAGCUGGUCCCUUGCCACAUCCAGCUUUUCAUCGACCCCCACCCACCCUGCAGAAAAACAGCAAUGSUGGUUCAGCAGCACAAAGGAGGGAGCAGAGGGAGCAGGAGCCAGCCCUGAUCCUCAGGCAGACACUGCUCCUGGGCUGUCCCUGCCUGCCAGGCUGCAGCCCAACUCCACGCCAUCAUCCCCAACAAAAAUAGAGCUGGGACAGUGGACAGUGGUGAGGACCAGCCCCUCACCUGGAGGGCAGCAUGGCCAGGAAUAGCACCUGCACCUCAGCCUCCUGGCCAGGGUACAUCCCUGUGCCACCUCACACCUGCUGUGGCCAGCCCCAGCAGCCCGGUCACUGUCACAUCAGACAGAGCAAUGGCCCCAGCAAAAACCACCAAACUCGUUCCAUUUCUGACCCAACCAGCUCCAAACGAGUCUGAGAGGGAASAGGCACCGUGUUAACUGUGUGGUGGCUGUGGUGAGUCCCUGCCGGGUGGGCAGCACCUGCCAUGCACCCACCAGGGACUUUGCUUUGCCCGCUUGAAACCCAUCUGAGCACUGCUCAUGCAUGAAAAAUCAUCCCUGAGCACCUGGGGGAGCCAGGAACUCCCUGUCACAGCUGAAACACAGCAGAAGAGGGAAGGUUUUUCCACGUUUCUYGUUCCGGUGACUAAACAGCAAAGCCUUCCCUCGGUGUCGGGUCAGCCGACGGACACACRCAGGUUCAGCCAGGACCUUCUUGCUGCCACCCACCUCACCAGCCCAGGCUUCUGGCUCAACCCCCGGCAGAGGAUGAGCCAUUAACCCCGACACACCAGUCCUGAGAUAAACCCUCCUGUGAGAUGAAAGGCGCCGCCGCGCUGCCCGGCCAAGCCAAGGAGGAAAAACAGUCCGGGCAAGUUGCUCCCUGCCAGCCCCUGGCCCCGGCACAGCUGGUGACACUUUCUCCAACAAACCAACUUCUUGUGUUCUGAAAUGGCUCAAGAAAGGCCAAAUCAUCCUUCCCCUCCUAUAGAAGGCUCAUCCCUUCCUAGGAAGCUCUUGGAAGGGCCAGGUYCUGGGGUGAUGCUGCUUUAGAAGACACCCAAGCUGUGCUGGAGCCAGCACUUUCCCCAGCAGCCCCAGCCCACUCCCAGCACCCCAAAAGCUGAGGGAGAGGCAGGGAACCCCCCAAACUGCCGAACCCUCCACCCACUCCCAGGGCAGCUCCUUUGGGGGCAGGUUCUCCCUUGUCUGCUCUGGCUCUGCCACAGCACAGUCCCAACACGUGGCACCAUCACGGACCCCCAGCCCUUCAGGAGACCUCCUGACCACCCCAAGUCCAUGGAAGGGGAAGGGUCUCCUGAUGAUGGAUGGUGAGAGCACCAGGGCUCUGCUUCUCUCGUGCCUCCAGGUCGGGGAAGCAGGGACACAGCA